AGGCACCUGGCUCCCACUAAUGUCUUGAAAAAUUGUUAUCUCAAAUUUCUAGACACCAACCUGAAUUUGUUCCCAUUGUCCAUCUCUUCCUCUCCGUGGUUUCAAGUUUGCCGGCUUUGGGACAAGACCCGAUACGCCGCCAACAAUAAAAUGAGGUAAGAUGAUAUCUUUCAAGAUAUAUCAGGGCAAAGAUUCAAUCUUCCUUAUGCCCGGAGCUAUGUUUUUCUAAACUUCAAGAUUUUUAUCUGCUUCUUGAUUUCUUCUUCGUUUCCUUUCCUCCCCUUCUUCCCUUUUUGUCGUUUGUACUUUACUUUGUGUUCAUCUGUUUAGAAGAUUAGAGGAAGAAGAAAGAAUCAAAUUGUUGAUCUUUGGGUGAGAGGCUGAAAAGGGUAGGGAUAAAUCUAAGUUCAUGGCAGGAUGGUCAAUCCUAGAAAAUGGGUCUGAUUCGGGUUACCUAGGAGUUGAGAAUCAUGGUCAGAGAUAUGGCUGUUGCCGAGAUAUUGAUCCUGCUGUCAAGGGUAGUAUUGAUAAAUCUGAUGAUCUCGAGGUAAAGCAAAGAUCCCUUUUUGAUCUGUUUAUUUCUUGUUUUCUGAAGGAGUUGGCUAGUAGGGGUUCUAUUAGGCCCAUGCCGGCAAUGCUUGGUGAUGGGAAAUUGGCAGAUUUGUUUAAGCUUUUCUUGGUGGUGAGAAAGAAAGGUGGGUAUGAUUUCGUCUCGAAGAAUGGGUUAUGGGCUUCCGUGGCAAAAGAAUUAGGGUUGGAUAUUAAAGUUUCAGCUUCGGUUAAAUUGGUGUAUUUUAAGUAUUUGCAUGAGGUGGAGAAAUGGCUGAGGGAGGGAUUCAGAGGAAGAGUAUCUGAAAAUGGUUCGUGUGAACCCUGUGGGAGUUUAAGGUUCUUAUCACUGGAGCUGGAGAAGAAGUUUAGAGGGUUUUUUGGAAAUGGGAUGGACCAAGCGGCAACAGAUAAUGAUGUUGCCCUAUUGAAACAAAAGAACAAUGAUAAGCGCGUAUCUAAAGACAUCAAGGAGAAUGGGUUAAAUCCUUUCAUUAAUUGUAGACAAAAUUUGUGCAAUGAUAUUGUCAAAAGGUUUAGUGAUGAUAACGAAAAGGUAAGUGGGGACAAUCCUGCGAUUCUGGAUCCUAUUAUUGUCAAGAAUGAAGUCAGUUCCCGAAAGAGAAAGAGACUUUCUUUAUCAGGAAUGCUGAACUGGGUAAUCCAGAUUGCAAAAAAUCCUUUUGAUCCUUCAAUUGGUCCCAUACCAGAGCCAUCCAAGUGGAAAGAGAAUCAUCAAGGCACUGACUUUUGGUUCCAGUUAAUGAGGGCAAGGGAUGCUUUAAUGCAGAAAAGGCAGAGUCACUCAAUUCUAGAACAACCUUCCUUGCAGGUUAAGCAAAAGAUGCAUCCAUCCAUCUAUGAGGAAAAAUUUCUUGAGCACCAUUCUCCUGAGCGGUUAAGAACCCAUUAUAGGAUUCCUACUUCAGCAAAAAUUUGUCUGUGCUCUUGUUGCAAUCCAUGCCCAAGCUCUCAGCAAGUGGCAAUACCAAAGAUGGAUCCUCAAGUUGUGGGCUUGCCAUGUUCAAAUAGGACUGCUGACUCAUCUGAGGAUGAUUUCAUCAAACAACAUGUUUGUGUUGGCCUCUCCUUCCAAGCUGAAGUCCCUGAAUGGACUGGUAUGGUGUCAGAUAGUGACAUCAAAUGGUUAGGCAAUCGUGUAUGGUCUGGAGAACGUGAUUCCUUAACUGAAAUGGAUUCCAUUGGUAAAGGAAGACCUGAAGCAUGUGCCUGUCUAUUUCCUGGUUCUGUUGAAUGUGUUAGAUUUCACAUUGCUGAGAAGAGGAUGAAAUUGAAGCUUGAACUAGGUCGAGUUUUCUAUCGUUGGAAAUUUGAUCGGAUGGGGGAGGAAGUGUCACUCCGUUGGACAAUUGAGGAAGAAAAGAGAUUUAAGAAUAUGGUGCGAUCUGCCUCCCAAUCUUUAGAUGCAUGCUUCUGGGCCGAUGCAUCCAAGUACUUUCACGAUAAGACAAGAGAAGACUUGGUUAGCUAUUACUUUAAUGUACUUUGUAUACAGCAUAGAAGUUAUCAGAAUCGAGUGACUCCUAGAAACAUUGACAGUGACAAUGAUGAAGACGAAUUUGGAUGUGCAAGUGACAGUUUUGGACUGGAUGCCCUUAAGGUUCCUGGCAGCAGCCAGUUGAUCUGUGCUCAGAACAAUCAGUGCACUGAUUUGGCAUAGAAUGGAAGCAGAUAAGAAUUUGUCACUCUGAGGUAUUUUUUAUACGGAUUUGUCACUCAGAUUAAGAACUGUGACCCCUGUGGCAUUAAAGCAGCCAAAUUUUUGUAGUUUCUCCUGUACCACACAUGAUCACUCAUGUCUUAAAACUCUGCAUAGGUUAGGAUAGUCGCCUUCUCUUAGGAGAUGCAAUUUUGGCAUAAAUUGUGUACAGUACUCUUACUUUGUAUACAGAAUCAGGAGUAGUAGAGAGAUUUUUCUGUAUCUCCAGUUUUGGGUUUCAUUUCUCUCAUAAAUUUGCAUACUGGCA
Rubroshorea leprosula is the source of this 2537-nucleotide messenger RNA. NCBI's taxonomy places the organism in Eukaryota, Viridiplantae, Streptophyta, Magnoliopsida, Malvales, Dipterocarpaceae. The record is from the annotation of a GenBank genome assembly.